AUGAAGUCCAUCCAAAUCGCUCUCGAUGUGGGUAGCCACAACAUGCUUUUCCCUAGUACGGGAAAACAGGUUCUCAGUCUUAUUAUUCAUUUCCUUGGAGUCUCGAUACUGUCGUUCCUCCUUGCCUUGAAAUUCAGCCGUAUACAGGACCUGACGUCGAUAUACGGACUCAGUCAGUUGAAUGUGCCCAGGACUUUGAUCCUUUUACUCUUUGUGGAUUCAUGGGCAUUUCUGCUAUCAUCUGGCCUUCUUCUCCAUGGUGUGGGUCUGGAACUCAGCGUCGGUGUGUGCGCCCUAGGUAUAUACAUAUGCAUGGGAUUCUACUGUGCAUCGAAGAUAUUGAUUUACCUGUUCCUCGCUGAAAAGAUCCAUGUGGUAUGGAGUCCUUCCAAUCGCAAACGGUUCCAGUCGCCGAUGUAUAUAGGCUGCUUUCUUGCCAUAUCCAUAUAUGCAGCCGUUGUCAUUCUCAUUUUUAUUGAGCGCAUCGCUUUCUUCAGAUCGGAUGGAUCCUGUGUGACAGGUAUCAUGAAGCCGGGCUCCAUCGCGCUUCUUGUUUACGACUUUCUGGUGAACAUCCUCUUUACAUCCCUCUUUUUGUGGCCUUUAUUCCGAGCUCGUUUCCGCUCUGUCCGUGUGAAGUAUAUCGCGAAAAGAAAUCUAUGGGCUGCAGUCGUCGCUCUAUCCACAUCUUGCAUCAAUAUCAUGGUACUUGUUAUCAUGCAUGGGAAGCAACUUGGCUGGGUCUGUCUCGGCAGCUGCGGCACAGAUAUUGUUAUCAACGCUAUGGUGAUGUACUGGGUGACAUCUGGGAGAAUCUCAAAGCCUGUGGAGAUUAUAGCCAACCAACCCGGAACCGAGAAGGACGGCGAACGUGAAAAUACCGCCAGCCUAAUGAUCUUUGACUCACUGCAUGACCAUGAACCUGUGGUGGAGACUAACUCCACUCCUGACGUUCCUGACGAUAAAUCUACUGCUGUUAGCCUUAGUGCCGGUCCGCCGAGGAAGUUCUCACUGGCAGAGAGUAUUCAGGGAGCGGCCGGGCAGGGAUCUCCAGAGACUACUGAUCGCGGGAAUGCAAGGAGUUCGGUUGGACUGUCACUACAUUCUCCUAAUCACUCUGCGGGGCGAUGUGCGCUCGAGGCGUUUGCUGCCUUCUUCAGAAGUGGGAUCUCCCAAGGACAGGUGCAGGAUGUGCAGAUUUCUGUCACUACAGAGUUGAGUGUGUCUAAUAACGAAAGGUUCAACAUUUCCUGUACCGACGCUUGA
This is a messenger RNA of Sparassis crispa, 1266 nucleotides long. RefSeq lists its product as hypothetical. NCBI's taxonomy places the organism in Eukaryota, Fungi, Basidiomycota, Agaricomycetes, Polyporales, Sparassidaceae. The record is from RefSeq and is a predicted model, not a curated record. Bases 1 to 1266 code for a protein of 421 amino acids. The transcript has 10 exons.